This is a messenger RNA of Desarmillaria tabescens, 1063 nucleotides long. RefSeq lists its product as uncharacterized. Lineage: Eukaryota; Fungi; Basidiomycota; Agaricomycetes; Agaricales; Physalacriaceae. Bases 261 to 932 code for a protein of 223 amino acids. The transcript is spliced from 3 exons. The record is from RefSeq and is a predicted model, not a curated record.
UUUUACGUCUAUUUUUUUCUUUCCUUCCCACCUCUUCCCGCUGACGUUGGGUAGUUGCAUGUCUAUCACGCGGUUGUGACUUCGUUGAAAGUCCGUUCCAUAACGGUGUACAUACCACUUGUGACGACUUCCUACCAUUCAUUGUUCAAUAUACCAUCUCCGACUAAAGGACGAACUAAAGCUCAUCCUCGACCACCAUCCUUCACGCGACCAUCAUUGUAACUUCACGCCACACUACAUUAAUUGCCCCACGAACUUGAAUGAUGUCACAAUCCCUCCUUGCAAGCGGGGAAGAUCCUCUUCAUGUCUUAUGUCUCCAUUUCAACGUACAAAAGAUCAUACCGGGAUAUUUCUCCCCCGCCGACAUGUCAGAGACGCUAGAAUUUCCUGUCUUACAUGAUUCCCGCAUGCCUACACACGUCUUAGCCCUAUUCCCCCCCUCCCACAACAAAAUUUCUAUUACCCGACCGUUAAUUGCGCCCGUCGACGCUGACCUGUAUAAUCAAGGCUUCAGGGUCGACCUGAUCCUUCCGCCGCCACCGGGUUCGACCCGACCCGUUCCUCACUCAGCGUCACAGGGACUCUACGUUUCCAUACCUCUCGUGCUUCCGCUUACGACGGUCCCUCAUCCACCGUCGAUGUCUCUUCUCCUUCUCUUCGCACUCGGACUCGAAACGAACAUCAACGAUCUCGCUUAUCGCCUGCUACUAGUCUCCGUGGUGGAUGAAUUCCCCAACGCGGCGGCAAUGGCACAAGCCAUGGUCUCUCUAAACGAAGAGGAGUUUGAACGGAGGUUCCAGUUUAAUAUGGGCCUUUGGAAAAACGUUCUUGGGCUUGGAGUCAUGAACAACCGGGUUAUUGAGGUUGUGCGUUUGGCCUUUAACGUCACGGCCGAGGCAAGAAAAUUAAGAAACCGGCUAUUGAACGAAUGAACGAAUACGAUUCAUAAUAUCACGAGACUGUUUUUGGCACUACUGAAGCCCACCGCAGACAUCCUUUUUCACCACCAUCUUUUUCCGUUACAUCAUCCCAUAUUAUACUAGUUUUCUUAAUGCUUUCCUCU